Molecule: messenger RNA, 3326 nt
Organism: Trematosphaeria pertusa
Lineage: Eukaryota; Fungi; Ascomycota; Dothideomycetes; Pleosporales; Trematosphaeriaceae
Exons: 5
Coding region: 276-2897 (873 amino acids)
Biological process (GO): regulation of DNA-templated transcription; DNA-templated transcription
Molecular function (GO): DNA binding; zinc ion binding; DNA-binding transcription factor activity, RNA polymerase II-specific
Source: RefSeq, a predicted model, not a curated record
CCCCAGCCCGCAUCAUUGCCUGCUCGCUCUCUUGGUCCCUUUUAUGCACCCGCGCGGCCCACCCUCCUGACGUCUGCUCACCUGCCGCCGUCCGUCACUCUGUCAACUGUCACCACCACUACUACACACCAAACGCUGUUCAACACUUGACUGCCGCCUCUCCCGGAUCCAUGGUACCCGCUGCGUCGUCGACGUGACACACUCUCCCUUCGGGGCACUGAUCAGAAACGAAAAAAAAAACCCAUCGCAUCGCAAUCUGAAUCCCAACCGCCAACAUGCCCGGCAUCCUGCCUAUGAAAGUCAUCAAGGUCGGCACCAACAACCAGACCCGCAUUGCCCAGGCCUGCGACCGAUGUCGCUCGAAGAAAAUACGGUGCGACGGCAUUCGUCCGAGCUGCACCCAAUGCCUCAACGUCGGAUUCGAGUGCAAGACGAGCGACAAGCUCAGCCGCCGCGCCUUCCCGCGCGGAUACACAGAGUCGCUCGAGGAGCGAGUGCGCGCGCUGGAGGCUGAGGUGCGCGAGCUGAAGGAGCUCCUGGACGAGAAGGACGAGAAGAUCGACAUGCUCUCGAGGAUACACUCGCACUCGCACUCCACGCCGAGCAAUCCCUCUCCAAGGCGAUCGUCAGCUACGCCGACGCCUACUACAGAAGCUCGCGAGGAAUCGCAGGAGAAGGACGACGUGUUCAAGGUGCAGCAGUCGCCGCUGCUGCUCGACGACGAGAACCGCGACACCUACUUUGUCGGAAGCUCUAGCGGAAGGGCAUUUAUUGAGUCAUUCAAGCAACGAGCGCAGGAGACCGGCAGGUCGUGCUCAGAUGUUAACUCUAAUGCGUUCUUCGGCACCGGUUCCAAACCAUCGGCGCCGCACUCACCAAAGCGCAUCGUCGCAUUCAAGGCGCCGCCUCGUCUGGUCUCUGACCAGAUGAUAAAUAUUUUCUUCCAGGAAUGGGCGCCGUUGUUCCCUGUCCUGCACCGCCCGACCUUCCUCACGCUGUACGAGCAGUAUGUCUCCAGUCCCGAGACCAUGGUUGACAAGAAGUCAAUCGCCAAACUUAACCUUGUGUUCGGGAUCGCUGCGCUGUCAAGCGACCCGCGCGACGGCCAAGACGUCGAGUCCUACGAAGCACAGUGGCAGAAUGGCAUCGAGAGCUUCCUGAUGGACAAUGACGUCGCUACUCUGCAGUGUCUCGUGCUUGCGCAGAUCUUCUGCCUUCUCAAGGCUGAUUAUUCUCGGCUCCUUAAGUACAAGGGCCUCGCCAUUGGCCUGUCGCAACGUCUCGGCCUACAUCAAUCCCAGAAGCGCUUCGCCCUUGGCGCACUGACAAGCGAAACAAGGAAGAAGGUGUUCUGGUCGCUCUACACUGUUGACUGCUUGUCUGCAGCGCAUCUCGGUCUCCCCAAGCUCAUCCGAGAGGAAGAUGUGCACUGCGAGUACCCGGUUGAUGCCGAUGACGAAUAUGUCACCGAGAAAGGCUUCCUUCCGACUCUUCCAGGGGAGUUCACCAAGCUCUCCAGCGCCCUGGCGCUAUUCCGAGUGUCCCGGAUCCUAUCGAAAGUUCUCGUGGCGCUCUACCCCGCUUCCGCAUCACAUGAGAUCUCCUUCCGCACCAUGGCCUCACUUGCCGACGACUUGGAAGAGUGGUCUAACAAUCUCGCGCCUCACCUCAAGCUGAUAUUCCAGCAAGACAAGCCGAGCACGAAUGUCACGAGCAGCAGGUCGCCUAUUCUGUCCUUGGCGUACCACCACAUCCGAUCGCUCAUCUACCGACCAGCCGUUGUCGCCAACCUUGGCGAUAAGGCCUCUUCGGCAAUGGUCGCCGUCGGCGACUCAUGCAAGCAUAUUGUCCAAAUCAUCCAGCUUCUCGACGAGCGCAAGCUGAGCUUCUCGUUCUGCCUGAACCGAAAUGAGGUUCUCGUCCAAGCUGGCUUCGGCCUUCUGUUCCAGACCCUCAACCUGGAUCGCGACGGAAAGCUAAUCAAGGACUGCAACCGGCUGACAUGCGCCGUCAUGGAUAUGCUCGACCUUGGAACCGCUGCUGGAGCCCAUGAGUUCAGGCGCGUAGGUUGCAGCUUUAUCGCCAUCCCGCGUGUUGAGCAGAUUCCCCCUCCCGCCUUGUCCCGGCACAACUCGGAAGGAACGAUGGGCGCGCCUCUAGACACCUUCCGUGCUACACAAAAGUCCCUCAAGGCACUCGCGGCACGCUUCUCGCCUAGUGCUAUGAAAGCUUGCCGCCAGGACCCGAAGGAACCGCGUCGCGCUACCCUUCCGGCCAUCUCACCGUCCAUGGGUGUGCACACCAACCCGUCUUCGACCAGCCUGUCGUCCAUCCGCUCCGAGCCAGCCGUUGCCCGGUCGGAACCCACGCUUAGCCCCUUGACCCAUCGCUCUUCGCUCUCUGUACAUACUAAACGCCGACCCAGCAAUGUUCUUCGACAGAAUCCCAACAUUGACUUCCUCUCAUUCGGCCCUGACCCGCUCGCCCACUAUCACAUGGGUCCCGGCAAGCCUGAAGUCUCGCCUUCUGACUGGGAACGUCUUCUCUCGUCACUCGAUAAUGGUCAAACUAACAUAUACGAUACCAUCUACGGCGGCCCGCCAGCAGACGCGCUGCUCGACUGCCCGCCUCUCUCCGCCGGUGCCGAGACCAACCUGACCUGGUCACCGAAUGCGUGGAAUUGGAGUAGCUACAGCGAGCAGGCGCCCCCGCCACAGAGCGUUCUCAGCUUUAGCGACGAGAGCCUAACGAGUGGAGAGGAAUUCGCAACGUCGGUCGGCGAGUAUGGAUCGACCCCUGGUAGCGAGAAGAUCUACCAAGGCAUCAUGAUUCCCGACAUGAGUACACCAAACAGUGCCAUCGGGCUGACUGGAUUGGACGGAAAUUUUGGCUUGUAACAACACGGGUACGGAAUAAAAAGAUCACGCCGACAUGACGGUUGGGCAUUACCGGUGAUGGCUGGUCUGGAUCUGGUAAAUAUGGUGUCAAGGGGUUGAGGAGUUUAAGAUUGCUUGGGGACUUUUUCCUUUUCGCUUUUCUCUUGCUUGUUUUGGUUUGAUCCGUCGCUUUUGGGUGUGUUCUGUUUCUCCUUCACUUCUUGAGAUACCAUUGCCUCGCAUCUUGCGUGUGCGCGCGCCGAUAGCUUACGGCCGAGUUUGUUAUCCGUUUUGGCUCGUUGGAGCUGUACACUCCUUCCCGCAACGUUCCUUUUAGGCUUGGUUGGCUAUUGUUUACUGAGAUUGUUUUGAGCUAGGAAUAUAGCGAUGGCAGGGGGAAUAUACUGUUGACUUGAAAAUAGCGAAUGUAAUUGGCACAUGCACCUAUAG